Molecule: messenger RNA, 369 nt
Organism: Menidia menidia (Atlantic silverside)
Lineage: Eukaryota; Metazoa; Chordata; Actinopteri; Atheriniformes; Atherinopsidae
Source: the annotation of a GenBank genome assembly
GGAAACGUCAGCUUUUAUUGUGGCGAGCCGGUUUCCGUGGCGGCCACCUUCCCCGGGCCGCAGAGCUUCCUGCAGCUGCCGUGGCCUUCGGUACCUCCCUCUGCGGGCUUCACCGUGGGGUUUCAGUUCAGGACCUGGAACAGGGCGGGGCUCCUGCUCAGCUUCGGCCUCCCUGGGUCAGGGGGCGUGGUCUGGCUCUACCUGAGCGAGGCCAGACUCCGCCUCCAGGUGUACAAACCGGGCAGAGCGGAGCUGGAACUCAGCGCGGAAGCGGCCGUCUCACAGUGUCCGUGGACAAACAGGAAGGGGGUGUUGCCCACGCUAACCCCUCUUUCCCCGUCACCGUAUCCAGCCAACUCUUCUUUGGAG